Molecule: messenger RNA, 4559 nt
Organism: Xyrichtys novacula (pearly razorfish)
Lineage: Eukaryota; Metazoa; Chordata; Actinopteri; Labriformes; Labridae
Source: the annotation of a GenBank genome assembly
AUGGGGAACGCAACAGGGAGCACGGUGGAUGACCUGCAAGCAGUGGAGAUGCACCUCUGGUACAAGAAAUUCAUGACUGAGUGUCCUUCAGGGCAGCUCACCCUGCAUGAGUUCAAGCAGUUCUUCGGACUCCGAGGUCUAGACCCUGAGGCCAACGCGUACAUAGAGCAGAUGUUUCGGACGUUUGACAUGAACAAGGUAAGACUCACCUGAGGUACAAAGAGAGGGACUCUUUAAAGCUGCCAGGAUGGGAAUGAUCCGGUUAGACUCCUUCUUUGAGACAUGCUUUGCAGUUCUUCCUUUAAAAAGAGACAAGCAAAAGGUCAGAUGUGCACAAUGGAUGUGUUUAAUGCCACAAAAUCAAAACCCAUACAUACACGAUUAAAAAUGUUUCCCUUUAAAUUAUGAGCCUGAAACAUUUUAAGAUGCUAUUUUAUUCCAUAUCAUUAUAGGUUGUCCUUUUCUUUAACAAUUUCUUGUUACUGUAGGUCACGUUUAAAGGGCACAAGGUCAACAUGAGACUCUGUUAGCAGGCUGGUUUCAUCUUCAAACUGUAGUCACUCAAAGUUUUGGCGAAAAACUGGUUCUAAAUGUUGUUUUUUAUGCUUAUCUUGCAUUUUUAUUCUUUAAAAGUGCAAAAAAGUUGAGGAAAUAGUGUUAAAUUAUUCAUUUACUGGGAUUAACCUUCAUCAAAAAACAUCAGGAACAUUUUUGUCCAGAAAAAAACAAAAGUGCUCUUGAGGGGUGUGAUAGUUUAGGAUGUCUACUUUAGAGAUAUUGUUUAAAGUUUAAUUGGAAUAAUUCUGGGACCAAUGAUAAUUUCAUGACUAAUUCAUUUCAGGACUAAACUAUAAAAUUCAGAUGUGAUUCAACUUUAUUGUCAAGUUCAAGUGCUGAGUUAUGCAAUGAGCAAUGCCAAGUUAAGCAUGUAAACUGAUGUGCAAAUAAGAUUUAAGGUGCUGAGUUCAAGCAGGUACGAAGUGAUAAAUGAGCUAAUAGGUUUACAGUAUUUAUAUUAAAGUGACACAGAUGAAAAAGUCACUCUAAAACACUGGGGAAAAAAAUCCAUGCUGCUGUAGGUUUAUGUCAAAGUUUAUUCCGUCUGUAUUGUCCCAGGAUGAGUUAAAACUAUUUUCAUGUGUAACAAUUUCAGUCUAGGAGGCUCAGCAUCACUAAAUACAAUUCAUUUACUAUGUUGUAACUAGUAAGAGUUACAGAUUAUAUCUGUAGGCUCAUUAAUUAUUCAAUCAUUGAUGACUUGGUCUACUGAAGAUAAUGUAAGUCUAGCCCAGUGAAAGAAGCCAAUCUUAGCCCAAGGUGACCUCUUCUCUUUGAGGUUUGGCCUGUUCCUGAAUCAAAAACUAAAACUAUUGGACCGUUUGGUAAAUUUUGCCAGUCACAGAGUGAAAUAAGAGGCUUUUCUUUUAAAAAAUGCUGUAAAUGCUAACUUUAAAGACAAAUUGAGCCAUUAAAACAAGGUCAAUUGGUUAAUUGAAUAACUGCUGUUUCACUGUAAAGCCUAUAUAAGCGCUUGAGUAACAUGGUCUGCUAUACUUGACUUUGAGUUUUCUUUACGUAACAAGAGAAGAAACUCCAAAAAGCUUCCCAAGUGGAAAAAAAAACACUGAUAUAAAACACGCUGGGAUGAUUCUGUGACGUCCAAGUGACAAGCCUGGAAACCAUUUCCACCCGUCUUGGCUUGAUUAAGAGUCUUGAACCCUCCACCAGGGUCAUCGCAGGAUGUGGCUGUCUGGAAAGCAGGACAUCUAAACUUAGGCUCCCAGCCAGCCUACAAAAGGCAGCGGUAACCUUUGUGCAUGAUUGAAACUAUGAGAUUAUCAGCGAGACAAUGCCUCGGUGCUAAGAUUGUGGAGGCUCUCCCCAGAGAUAAUCCUCCAUCCUGGCAGGCUUCAUUUCACACAGAGGGUUUUUAUAGAUGUUAGACGGGGGCAAAGAAUCACUCUUCACCGUGGGACUGAUUCACCCUGAAAGGCUGGAAACAGUUAAAUAGUAAUUGGGCCUCACAUGAAAACUUAUAGAUUAAUUUAUGGCUUGUUUUUUCAGGAUGGAUACAUAGACUUCAUGGAGUACGUUGCUGCUCUCAGUCUGGUGAUGCGAGGAAAGAUGGAGCACAAGCUGCGCUGGUAUUUCAAACUCUAUGAUGUGGAUGGAAACGGCUGCAUUGACCGACAUGAACUCCUCAACAUCAUAAAGGUACAGCACAGUUACUGGAUCAGCUGAAACUCUGAAUUUUUGGGGCAGGUUUACAUGCUGAUCUGAUUCUGUUCCUGCAGGCCAUCCGGGCGAUCAAUGGAAGCGACAAUCAGGAACAAACUGCUGAGGAUUUCACAAACCGAGUCUUUGAAAGGAUUGAUAUAAACGGAGAUGGUGAGUGUGUUUUCUGGCAACUCCGAGCAAAGAUGAAAAAUUCUGAAAAGAAAUACAUCGUGGGUGGAUAGUUUCAGGCAUUCAUCAGCUCCACUGAGUUGGGAAACAGAACAAGCACAAGAUGAUGAGAUGCUGUAGGUGGCUGCCGAACACAAAAAUUACCCUUAAGCCUUUAACCAAAGAUGCUAUUUCAACAAGAAAUACGCCUUUAAAAUUGAAGAUUUGCGUACAGAUGUGGAGAGCUCUGCUGACAAGCUUCUCUGAAGGUUUUCGAGCUUUAAAGGAAGCUGUAAAAAGUUUGACAAACAUUGGUCGGGGCUGAAGAUUAAAAGUUGGAAAAAGGGGGGAGACAGAAAGACCUUCUUAAGACCUGACUUCUGUCUAAGAGGUCCUGCAUUCAAAAAAUACAAAUUUAAAGCUCCUGUGCGUCUCAUAUCUCAAUAGCAAUAAUAUUAGGUAAACUACCUGCAAAAGUUUUAAUACUUUAUUUUAGCAGUUAAAUCUACAAGAAAGUGUUAAAUGAGGCUUUUCACUUUGACUGGCACCUUUCCCCUCCAGCAGUUUCAGACAUUAAAGAUGAAGUACAUUCUUAUGCAGUUGUUUUGUUUGCUUUUUUAGCUCAUACAGAUGCAUCUGUACUCAUAUCAGUCUGUUUAAAAACUCCUCAAAGGAGCUUUAAAUAAACAUAUUGAAUUUCUUAUUAAAAAAAUCCCACACCGCACGUAAGUCUUAGCAUCAUGAAUAACAGUAGAGUUACCUUGCCUCUAACUUUAACAAAGUCAUUCUAGGUUAAACAAAUGAUAUGGGUAGGGUUUAGCUUCAAAUGUGAUUUAAAAAACUCCCUAAAUGGUUUUCCUUUGAGUUAAUACCUUCUGAGUGACCACAGCAAUGUCCAAGAACAGCUACUGAGGUUUUGGUCUACAGAUGGAAGCUUUUCAUUAAAGUAUUUCAAAGUCAAAUCAGAGGUAGCACACAUCUGUAACAUCAUCCUGUUGGUCUGUGAGCAAGUGGUAACUCACAACAGUUCACUCACUCACUCAUUUAAAGCUCCUGUUAGAAACUUGCAGUCUGGGCCCAUUUUGGCACCUCCUGUGGACAAAGUAGUCUACAGGGGGUGUGUCGUCUGACAUAAAUCUCAUCAUUCUGACUUUAAAAGUUCAAAUUUAUCAUUAAUCUUAAUACAUAAAAACAGGGCUGUUUCUCUAGUUGCCUGGCUGACACCUACCUUCCCCAUCUUGUUUGCUUUUGAAUGCAAAAAUGUACUGGUGCGAAUUCCAGUUUGCUUUAUAAACAUCCAAAAAUUCCUCACAGGAGCUUUAAACUGGCUUAUUUAAUCAGGUUGGACUGUUCCUUUACAGCCUGUGCUAGCAUUUUAAGGUAAAGGUCUUAAAUGAUGCAACAGACAAGGUAAACUUGUUCCCUCGCAUCAGUCUUCAUUAAUAAAUAUACUGCUGCUGAGUUCAAGAUAAACUUCGGGACUGUUUUUGCUCGACAGUAAGAAGAAAGAGAUGGUCAAAAAUCCCCUGGUAAUGCCUGCAGACUUGCUCAGGUGGAUAUCUGUGUCUCUGCUGUCAUUUGCAGUCGCUCUAGUUUCCCCCUUUGCUGAUUGCUGCUCAGUGUAAUGAGCAUUUGUCUUCAUGAGGACUUCAGAUUUGUUCCCUUCUUUGCAGUCAUAUUUUCUUUUCUUUUCCAUCACAUAAUUUGCCGUAGUUUAGAAGCGCUUCAAACACAAGUGGGUUAAAGUGAUUUUUCCACAAAUGCUGCCAAAGACACCGUGUUUGCUAUUCUGAGCUUUGUGCUCCAUGCUGGACAGAAAGGUCAAUCACUAUUGUAUUAUCUCACCAGGCGAUUAUGACUUCAUCAGCACUCAUUCAGAUGAAAGUCAUUCACGGUUUUCUCUCAACAGGAUGUAAAAAUGGUGAAUAAAACUCAUAUUCUCCUCUGAUAGGCGAGCUUUCCUUGGAGGAGUUUGUUGCCGGCGCCCGCAGUGACCAGGAUUUCAUGGAAGUGAUGAUCAAGAGUCUGGACCUCACCCACAUCGUGGCCAUGAUCCACAACCGGAGGCACAGCAUUUAAGACCUGCCUGAUCCGGCUACCUCACCCUCAGUCAGGAUUUAGGCCGAGACCUUCAGUACAUUGCCUCUGUUAAACAAAAUAAGGUAAUAAUAGAC